This is a messenger RNA of Hirundo rustica (Barn swallow), 474 nucleotides long. RefSeq names its product helix-loop-helix protein 1-like. The coding region runs from base 1 to 474 and encodes 157 amino acids. Gene Ontology annotation, molecular function: protein dimerization activity; RNA polymerase II cis-regulatory region sequence-specific DNA binding; DNA-binding transcription factor activity, RNA polymerase II-specific. NCBI's taxonomy places the organism in Eukaryota, Metazoa, Chordata, Aves, Passeriformes, Hirundinidae. The record is from RefSeq and is a predicted model, not a curated record. The transcript has 4 exons. Gene Ontology annotation, biological process: regulation of transcription by RNA polymerase II.
AUGGGCAAAAUCCCGGCUGCGCCGCAGAACCUUCCCCCGAGCAUCGCGGCUGGAAAAGCGCCCGAAUUCCCGGGGGGAAGCGCUGGCUCCUUCCCGGCUCAUUCCCGGCUCAUUCCCGGCUGGAAUCGCGCCCGGAGCCGGAGCCUCAGCUGCGGCCGGGCCGGGAACGAUCCCAAAAAAUCCCCAGGGGGCGGCGGGGGGGGAGGAGGAGGAGGAAGAGGAGGAGGAAGACCGGCGCUGCCCCGGGAGCCCCUCAGCCGCGAGGAACGCCGCCGCCGGCGCCGCGCCACGGCCAAGUACCGGCGAGCGCACGCCACGCGCGAGCGGAUCCGCGUGGAGGCCUUCAACGCCGCCUUCGGCGAGCUGCGGCGCCUGCUGCCCACGCUGCCGCCCGACAAGCGCCUGGCCAAGAUCGAGAUCCUGCGCCUGGCCAUCUGCUACAUCUCCUACCUGAACCACGUCCUGGACGUGUGA